Aspergillus heteromorphus CBS 117.55 is the source of this 237-nucleotide messenger RNA. RefSeq lists its product as uncharacterized. The record is from RefSeq and is a predicted model, not a curated record. The transcript has 2 exons. Lineage: Eukaryota; Fungi; Ascomycota; Eurotiomycetes; Eurotiales; Aspergillaceae. The coding region runs from base 1 to 237 and encodes 78 amino acids.
AUGACCGCAUCCAUCAUCGCGACCGAGCAAGAUCUACCCCGAUAUGCCGACGACGCCUCAGAAGGCCCGCAACAGCUCAUCCACCGCACCGACAUCCAAGCAGUUAUUAUCGACCGGCAACACGUCCUAUCCGAGAAACACAUCGCCAUGGAUAUCGCUGAAGCAGCCGAUCUCACCCAGCGGUGCAAAUUCGAGAUUUUGCAGACGGGUAUCACCUGCGCUGUGCAUGAGAACUAG